Molecule: messenger RNA, 3969 nt
Organism: Myodes glareolus (Bank vole)
Lineage: Eukaryota; Metazoa; Chordata; Mammalia; Rodentia; Cricetidae
Gene: Rprd1a
Product: regulation of nuclear pre-mRNA domain containing 1A
Biological process (GO): mRNA 3'-end processing
Molecular function (GO): RNA polymerase II C-terminal domain binding
Source: RefSeq, a predicted model, not a curated record
GUGGGGUGUGGGGGCGAGGCGGCGACGAGGGCGGCGACACUCUCCUCCACUCUGCUCCACGGCGUGGGACGGCGCGGACGUGGUUUCGGAGGGAUGUCCGCCUUCUCUGAGGCGGCGCUGGAGAAGAAGCUGUCCGAGUUGAGCAACUCGCAGCAGAGCGUACAGACCCUGUCCCUGUGGCUCAUCCACCAUCGCAAACACUCGCGGCCCAUCGUCACAGUGUGGGAGCGGGAGCUUCGCAAAGCCAAACCCAACAGAAAGCUUACUUUUCUCUACCUGGCCAAUGAUGUCAUUCAGAACAGCAAACGGAAGGGACCAGAGUUCACGAAAGACUUUGCGCCAGUCAUUGUGGAAGCGUUCAAGCAUGUUUCAAGUGAAACUGAUGAAAGUUGUAAGAAGCACCUUGGCAGAGUGCUGUCUAUUUGGGAAGAGCGAUCUGUCUAUGAGGAUGAUGUGUUAGAUCAACUUAAGCACGCUCUCUAUGGAGAUAAGAAGACCAGGAAGCGGACUUAUGACCAGAUAAAGGUGGAUGAGAAUGAAAAUUGUUCCUCUCUGGGGUCCCCAAGUGAGCCACCACAGACUCUCGACCUUGUUAGAGCAUUGCAAGAUUUAGAAAAUGCAGCCUCAGGUGAUGCAGCAGUUCAUCAAAGGAUAGCUUCUUUGCCUGUUGAAGUUCAAGAAGUGUCCCUGCUUGAGAAAAUAACAGAUAAAGAAUCUGGAGAAAGGCUUUCUAAAAUGGUAGAGGAUGCUUGUAUGUUGCUGGCAGAUUAUAAUGGCAGACUGGCGGCAGAAAUAGAUGAUAGAAAACAGCUCACUCGAAUGUUAGCAGAUUUUCUUCGUUGUCAAAAGGAAGCCCUUGCAGAGAAAGAACAUAAAUUGGAAGAAUAUAAGCGCAAGUUAGCCAGAGUUUCCCUGGUUCGCAAAGAACUCAGAGCCCGGAUCCAGAGCCUGCCAGACUUAUCUCGCCUGCCCAAUGUCACUGGCAGUCACGUGCACCUGCCCUUUGCUGGGGACAUCUACAGUGAAGAUUGAUGGCCAGUCUCUUCCAAGGCCAGGACUUUGCCAGACGUGGAGACAGUAUCUAAUCACUGUACACUAUCUAAUUCCUAAGAGAAGAACUGAUCAAGAGCUGAUGUGAGACUGUAUUAUGGUAUUGUUAGGACUUGAUUAUAGAGACUAAAUGUUUCAACCUCACCUUUACCCUUUUUACCACCCAAAUAUUGGUUCUCUGUGUCCUCAUGCCUUUGAAUUUUUUAUUUCCUAGAGGUCAGUAACUUAACCCUAGACAUGGGUGCCACAUGGAGGGUCAGAUUACAGCCUAUGGAGCGUUUUUUCCAUAGCACUGCAGUAACUCCACCCCGAAGGCCAGCCCAGGAUAAAGGCCUGCUCAGUAGACUCCCUUGAUUACUGUAGAGCUAAGUGCAUUCAGUGCUUUGAGGACGAUGUAAGUUUUGACGUCCUAUCAAGAGUACAGCUGACCGCUUCUCUCAGGUCGGUCAUCAUGUGUCAUUGGUCCCUUUAACAAAACACCAGCUGUGGGGAGUAAAGGAGACGUCAGAAAGUGACAUGCUUAUUCCCUCGUCCAUAUAAUGUAAAAUAGCAUUUAGCUUAAGUAGCUCAAGAACUCAGUAUCCAUAAUACUCAGUUAAGCAGCCUGAAACAUUUUAUUUCCUUAAAGUUUUUGAAUAACUAUAUAUUUGGGAAUUAAGCAAUGCUACUACAGGGUAGAUCUGGUGAAUUUUAUACUUGUAUGUUUACAGAUGUACAUAUAAAACAAAUGUACCUUUACUCGGUCCUGGUGUGUUAGAGCAGGUGCAUGCUCUCCAACUUUCUUUUAAGUUACAUUGUGAACCUGUAGGUUUGUAUUUGAUAAUGAGAGGGGACUGUUUUUCUCCUUCAUUGCUUUGCAUUUCUCAUUGUAAUCAGAGUCAAACUAGUUAGUUAAUAGAACACCUUUUAAGUUUCACGGGCCAAUUAUAUCUUGCUACUCUGAAUGGCUUCACUGUUUCUUUCUCAGUAUUAAGAGAUUAUAGUUGAAUUACAUGUGAAGGGUGACAGGUAAUUUAUCUUCAAUAGAGUCAGUAGGUUGGGAAACAGUGCUUUUAACAAUCUGACCUCUCUCCAAGCAGUUCUGUGUAUAGAUAGCAUCAUCCAUCCCCUGCACAUCCUAGCUUCCAGUGCUUUAGACAGCUUUUGGGAGUUAGGACACAUUUCCUUAUAGAAGCUAUAGCAGGUUCCCUGUGCACACCACUGAAGCUCAGCUGGGAGCCAAAUCCACUUGACCACAGAUGUACUUAACCUGUGCUGUGGCUGAGGAGUGGCUCAUGGCACAUCCUGAGCAGCGUUUGUCUGUCACAGGAAGGGGUUUGUGUGUGGCAGCCAGACUCUGCCCUGACAGUAGGGUGUCUGCCAGUGCUGCUGUCUUUUCCCUAGGUGUAGGGAUCGAAGAAAAGAUUCAGCAAAGGAGGGUGGACAGAUGCACAUUUCACACCCUGGUUAUGCCUGUUUUGAAAGUAUGCCAAGUAAGUUAGUUUUUGUUGUUUUUGAUGUUUUUGGAAGCAGAAGUUUUGUGUGUUAACUUAUUUUCAGUAUCUUGAACUUAUUUAUGAUUUGCUGACAUGGUGAUUUAUCCAUCUAAAGUAGAUACUUUUUUCCAUUUAAAACUAAUUUAUAAACGGUGUACUCUUGGGAAGAUACAAAAUCUUUUAGAAGUUUGCUGAAAUAUUUUCACCAUGAAGACAGACUUAGAUACUCUUUUGAUGCCAGUAUCUGAUCUAAAUAUUUAUGAUAAAAUGUAUUAUUUUUUUAAAGAGCUUGAUGAGAUCUGUGAUAAAUGCUAGUACUUAAAACCUGAGUCCCACAAACUGUACAGUAUGUUCUAGAAGUAAGUUUUCCAGCCUUACAGUAGUUAACAUGGUAAGCCUUAGGAGAUAGUCUAAGCUGGGUGUGGUGGUGCACACCUUUAAUAGAAGUAGGAUCUCUGUGAGUUUAAGGCCAGCCUGUUUGUUCUACAGAGCUCUCUGUAGUGAGAUUCGUGCCAUUAGUUUCAUGGUGAGACCCUGCCUUAAAAGAAAAAGGAAGGAAGGAAGACAGACAAACAAACAGGUUUAGGUGAGGGUACAAAAUACCGAACUCUAAAUCAUGCACAUUUUCUCUACCAUGCAUCUAAGGUGUGAGAGCCUGGCCUGGCCCUCAGGGCAAAGUGAGUCACAUUUACAGCAAGGCCCUGUGCUGUGAAUGGACACCCUCCUCUUUUCUCCACAAACAGUGCAGAGAGCUGUCUGCAGUGGCAGUUUGAACAGAUUCCUGGUGCCUCUCUGCUCCUGCAACACUACAGUAAGUAAAAGAACCACAGGGGGAGCUGGGAGCCUGGAAAGGAGCUGUGCUCUGCGCCAGCCUUCCCUGAGGAAAGCCACCCCUGCAGGUGUGUGAUAGUGCUCCGCAGCAUUCUGAAUCAGAGCUAAUCUUUAAGAAAUCCCUUAGAAUCAACAAAAGCUAGGAUGAUCCAGCCAUCAUGAUUUUCAGAGUUCAAAGAAUGUGGUUGGUCCGCUGUCACUGUCACGUGAGCAGUGUCACGGUGUGUGUUCCUGGACUGGUCUGAGGAGUCUGGAGAGGACAAGGACAGUGACUGGGAGGCACGAGGCCUUCCUGAAUUCCCACUCUGAUGGACGGGAUGUGAAGUAACACAAAACCCUACUUUACCAUCUGGUAGGAGUUAGUCCUAAAGAUGAGCCGUGCUUCCCAGGUGUGCUCUACAAAGUUGCUAACAGUGUGGACUCGGCUCUCCUGUACAGAAAGGGAACAUGUGUCACUUAAUGGAUGUGGUUAUACAGAGCUUUUGUUGCCAUCUACAGUCAGUCUGAGGUGACAGGGGCACAUGGGAAGAGGAUUCUCCCUGUCUUUUACAAACCCUUUAGCUGUAUCUGAUGACAGUAUAAGAUACUAAUAAAGUUUUAUGUUCUUUUUGAA